Danio rerio (zebrafish) is the source of this 4931-nucleotide messenger RNA. NCBI's taxonomy places the organism in Eukaryota, Metazoa, Chordata, Actinopteri, Cypriniformes, Danionidae. The record is from RefSeq and is a predicted model, not a curated record.
CUCAGAUCCCGCCCACCAACCUGGUGGAUCGAAUAUCACGUCCGUCUUUCACCGCAUCACUCGACUCCGUAUUUCAUCCUAAAUUCGCGUUCUGACUUGCAGUGUUUGAGCCGAAACCUCUCGCAUUUGACAGCACAGAGUGUCAGCAUGAAACACCAGUCGUCUUCUGUAUCCUAAACUGGGUGGUUGGGAGGGGAGAAGCGGAUCUUUUGACCCCAGCCUUCAUCACCGCCUGGAUAACGGGCACAGAGCCACCCGACAGCCUCAAUUGUUGUUUCCAUUUUGCCGACAUCUGCUGCGUGUUGCUUACAUUUACACCCGAAGCAACAAGAGUUUGAUGUUAGGAUGUGAUGGACCACUUUCAGCACAGACCCUGAAAAGAACAACCAGCUUUUUUCUCGGGGGGGAUCCGAAUAUUUCUUCCAGCCGAUUUUUGUUCAUUCAUUGGGAGCAGAACAACAAUCCGGGGCUCGGUGACAUGAUGGAGAGUGUGGAGAAGGAGUGCGGGGCUCUAGGUGGAUUGUUUCAGGCGAUCGUCAAUGAUAUGAAGUACUCCUAUCCAGUGUGGGAAGACUUCAUCACAAAGGCCACCAAACUGCACUCCCAGCUAAGAACCACAGUGUUGGCGACCGCAGCGUUUCUUGAUGCGUUUCAGAAGGUGGCAGACAUGGCAACCAAUACCAGAGGUGCCACCAGGGAUAUCGGCUCGGCUUUGACCCGGAUGUGCAUGCGACACCGCAGCAUCGAAGCCAAACUGCGCCACUUCACCAAUGCUCUAAUGGAAAAAAUGAUUGGCCCACUCCAAGACAAGAUUGAAGAGUGGAAGAAAACUGCAGCUCUGCUUGAUAAAGACCAUGCCAAAGAGUACAAGCGCUCCAGGCAGGAGAUCAAGAAGAAGUCAUCUGACACAAUAAAGCUCCAGAAGAAAGCUAGAAAAGAACUACCAGGUCGAGGAGGUCUUCAGCCACAGCUAAACAGUGCCAUGCAGGAUGUGAAUGACAUGUACCUGCUGAUGGAGGAGACGGAGAAGCAGGCUGUGCGUCGAGCUCUGCUGGAGGAGAGGGGAAGAUACUGCACCUUCAUCAGCUUCCUGCAGCCUGUGGUGGUGGGUGAAAUUGCCAUGCUGGGAGAAGCUACUCAUCUUCAGGCCAUCAUUGAAGAUCUCACAGUGUUGACCACUGACCCACACAAACUACCAGAGGCUAGUGAACAGGUGAUUUUGGAUCUUAAAGGCUCUGAUUAUAAUUGGUCCUACCAGACGCCUCCUUCCUCUCCCAGCAGCAUCGGAUCCAGAAAGAGCAGCCUUUGCAGUUUGGUUCACCUUCCACCGGGUGGUGCUCAUCGUCUGAGCAGCGUCUCCUCUCAUGAUUCUGGAUUCGUCUCUCAAGACGCAAAUGUUCACUCCAAACCCCCCUCCCCGAUGCCAUCUGACAUCACCAGCCAGAAGUCAUCCAGUUCUGCAUCCUCAGAGGCUUCAGAAACCUGUCAGUCAGUCAGUGAGUGCGGCUCUCCCACAAUAUUGGGCUCAUCCUUUGCUACCUUUCGCCCGUCUCACUGUUUUAAUGAGUCCAUCAGGCCUCACUCUUACACUCUUCCUGCGUCCCCUUCAUAUAAUCAAUCCCCAGGAUCAAACUCCCCUUCACCCACAGCAAAGGUUCCUUACUGGAAGCAGGACUGGUCAAAGGUCGGUCAGUACGAGCAGUUAUCUGUCGGUCAGCAGCGCAGGACUGAAGCUGCAGAGCCCUCUAGUGGAGCAGGAGGACAUACACACACACACCCAGAGGACACUUACAGGCUUGCUAGGAUGAACUCUAAAGAUGCCACUGCCAAGCAUGGUAAGCUGGUGUCGUCGGCCGCUAGUGAGCUGGCUAUGGUUCUGACCCGUGGCCUGAGUAUAGAGCAGACGCAGAAGAGCAGCUGUGACUCUCUGCAGUACUCCAGUGGAUACAGCACACAAAACACCACACCAUCCUGCUCGGAGGACACCAUCCCCUCACAGGGAUCUGAAUAUGAUUGUUAUUCCAUGAACGGUGACGCUGAUAAUGACACACAAACAGACUUUGACAAGUCCUCAACCGUCCCUCGCCACAGCAACCUGGCCCAAAACUACCGGCGAAUGAUCCAGACUAAGAGGCCAGCCAGCACAGCUGGGCUUCAUGGAGCACUGGCCGGCCCUACAACCAAUGGGAAAGGAAGUAGCAUCAUCGCCUCAGGAACAGCCACCAUUCGUAGAACCCCUUCGUCCAAAACAAACGUGAGGCGCACCCCAUCCACUGUGGGUCCCAUUCCCAUCCGGCCACCAAUAGUCCCGGUAAAGACGCCAACUGUCCCAGACUCACCUGGAUUCCUCAGCCCUCCUCCAGAGCACAAUGGAAGCGAGGAAAGCUUGUAUAAUGACGACUCGAUGGAAAUACUAGAGUACAAAGCUUCUCCAAAGCGAAUGAGUCUGCCAACAUGGGGAUCUGGGGGCGGAAGCGUCUACUCCCAACCGCCUGGAGCUGCGGGCUUCAGUUCAGAAGAAGACCAGAUACUUGCUGCCAAUCGCCAUAGUCUGGUGGAGAAGAUUGGAGAGCUGGUGGCUAAUGCUCACGCUCUGGGCGAAGGCCAGUUUCCGUUCCCAGCAGAUCCUCUGGCUGACCAGAGCCUCCAGCAGGAUGAAGGGCAUGAGAAGGGAGGAGAGGACAUGCUGAAGACCAUCCGCAGAGGGGUGCGUCUCAGGAAAGUGAGUUCCAAUGACAGAUCUGCACCAAGGAUCAUGCGAUAGUCCAGCAGAGUCUCUUAACUCUCCAAAUGAACAGGAACAAUAUAUAUGAAAAUAUAAGAAGGUUCAGUGUUAAAAUCUGGCGUCUAAGGCCCCGAUCACACUAAAUAAGCUUUUCACUUCUGGAAACAUUUGUAUUUUUUGUUGACUUUAGAAAUAAGCACUGCGCUGCUCCGUUAUCUUGCUAGGCAACCAUUGCAUCAAUGAUUUUGGUGCUGGAGUGCGUGACAUCGGGCACUUUUUCCACACAGAGUUGACUUUUUUCAACUGGAUGUGCACAGAACGCUCAGUCAAAAAUGUGAGGUGCAGCAGGUGGUUAAGAUGUGAGGUGCCCAGCACAAUUCACCACAAACAAAAAAAAAAUGUGUUCGUUGUGAUCGGGGCCCAACUAAAAUGCUAGAAACGAUGUUAUGAGUUGAGCGUGUGUGGAUAGGGGCUGAACAACUUCUGAUUUUUUUAAAGUUGACUUUUCUGCCACCAAAGUUGACAUCGACUAGUCGCUGGUAAUGUCAUGAAUAAAACACAAGAUGCAAUUGUUGUGCAACAUGUCACGAUUUACAAUUUCCAAGAAAAAUAUAUACAGAUGAUGUUGACACCUCAUUAUACGUUGCUAAAACAAUGCAACAUUACCAAUGACUCAUUUUAGUGCAAAACAAAUGCCUUGUCAACACUGCGCAUUUCAUUAACAAUGCAAGAUUAGCAUGAGCUAAUUUUACUGCAAUAUGCAGAGUCAACACAUUGAUUACAGCAUGAAUUUAACAACAACAAAACAAUUUAGUGCAAAAGUCAUACAUAAGUCGUCAGCACAUAGAAAAGAUUCAUCGCAAGCUAUUUAAUACCAACAUAACGCAUCAGUCCUGCUCAGUAGCAUAUUUUACUGCUAUGAUAGUGCGUCCAGGCCAAAAAGCUGCUCAAAAUAUUGCUCAGGUCUGGCCUUUUUUGUGGUUAUUGGCUCAUCUUUGUUAUCAGAUGUCUCCUCACUGUGUACAUCUUCACCACUUUCACCUGCGAUCAUUUUUACACAAGAUAUGAAGUUAGCCACACCUACAGGGCUGCGCGUUUCACAUUUCAUUCACUAAAUAUGUCAGCAUCUGCUUUGCAGAGGACAACAGCUAAUCACAUUACUUUUCUAGUGUUCUGCUAGCAUCUGCUCUAGGGAAUUUGCAUGCAGCGAUCUUCGUGGUUGACUCCUGUUUAAUAUAAAAUUCACUCAAAGUUCACACUGACUUAAGAGUAAACAUUCAUUCAUUCAUUUUCUUUUCGGCUUAGUUCCUUUAUUAAUCUGGGGUCGCCACAGCGGAAUUAACCACCAACUUAUCCAGCAUAUGUUUUACACAGCGGAUGCCCUUCCGGCAGCAACCCAUCACUGGGAAACAUCCAUACAUACUCAUUCACUCACAUACACUAUGGCCAAUUUAGCCUAUUCAAUUCACCUAUACCAUAUGUUCUUGGACAUGUGGGGGAAACCGGAACACCCGGAGAAAACCCACGCAAACACGUGGAGAACAUGCAAACUCCACAAAGAAAUGCCAACUGACCCAACUGGGGCUCAAACCAGCGACCUUCCUGCUGUUACUCACUGCGCCAUCAUGCUGCCCUAAGAGUAAACAGUAAAGUUUCAAUUAAAUUCAACCUGAGGGCAGUUUUAUUCAGUGAAUCUACAUUCAUGUGUAAAGCUGUCAUGUUGUUCAGGUCAUAAACCAAGUGAUCUAGUCGACGUCAAUCAAAAAGCACCAUGGCAGAGCAUUCAAGUCGACCAGUCUGUGCAACCCCUAGUAUGGACAUGAUGCUCUUCUGGACUAUUCUUGUUGCAGUUAUACUCACCAGAUUUGAACUAAUAUCUCUUUGAUGGACAAAUUAUGAUGGGCAUACUAUGGCCUGAAGGACGAGAAUGUAAAGUUGAAUAUGUGUAUUAACAUACUAGCCAGUUGUUCCUUUUUGGAGUUGCAAAUUUGUAAUGACUAUGUUCUUUAUGUUACUUCUAUGUAACUGCUAUGUUUUUGAGACAUUUCCUCUCCCUCGUGUAACUAUUGUAAAGAGCCAAAGUCUUGUUCUCAACUGAAAAGCUGCACAAAACGGCUUGUACCGCAGCUCAGACUCAGAUGGACCACACAAUCGAAUCACCGCACAUGCUGUAAACUGCCAAAUAAAGCACAUCAGUUGUACUAGA